AUGGCUUUCCCCUGCACAGAGUGUACCAAGGCCUUCUCGGCCAAGAACAGUCUCAACAGCCACGUGCUCACCGCUCACCGUAGAGAGCGCGUGGUCUGUGAUGUCUGCCAAGCGACCCUCCGUCCAGACCCGUCCAAUUUCCGCAGGCACAAAAAGCAGUGCAAAGGCGAGGCCGACGUCCAUAGGUGUCCUUGGCACCAACGCGGUUGCAACCAUAGCAGCAGCCGCGUCGACAACGUGAAGCGGCACAUCAAAUCGUGCCCUCACAAGCCCAGCGGUUGGGCAGACGGACGCCAGCUCCCAGUACCCGUCAGGGUCAAUGCACAGGGAGCUGUGCAAAACAACGUGAUCCUGAACAAUAGGACACCACAGCUCAAUGGGCAGCAGCAAAUGCCCCGACAAAUGCCUGCCGGUGCGCCUGCCAUUGCGCCUGCCGUUGCGCCUGCCGUUGCGCCUGCCGUUGCGCCUGCUAUUGCGCCUCACAUGGGCCUCAACUUAGCCCGAAGAGAACCCAUCAAAAACCCGGUGUGGUUCGCAGGUGCUCUUCCGCAGCCUCGCGGUCUUUGGCAGCAGAACCUGCCCACAGGGCAACCGACUGCAAUGCCUCAUCUUGCCCCCACGGCCACGACGGCCGUCAACAACCCCCAAGUGUCCGCAUUUACAGCUUACGGGCAAGGGGCAGGUGUCUUCCUGACCACAACUCAGGAAUCAGACUUCUCUUGGAUGUCACACAUUGCCAUCAGACCCAGGUCGACACCAGAGACAUGCAUGAGGCCGCGGAACUUGGCCAGGGCGGGCUGCAAAACACAAAAGCACCAGCAGAGACUGGUUCAGCUUGAAGGGCUGAAGACAACAAAUUCUUUUCCGACAGAAACCAGCUUCAUCGGCAACAUCAUCAUCAUCGACACCAUCUUCAACAUCUUCAUCAACAUCAGUCUUCAACAUCAUCUUCACGGCAAUCAAUACAUGAUACUGGAACUGUGA
Messenger RNA from Cladophialophora psammophila CBS 110553, 984 nucleotides. RefSeq lists its product as uncharacterized. The record is from RefSeq and is a predicted model, not a curated record. Lineage: Eukaryota; Fungi; Ascomycota; Eurotiomycetes; Chaetothyriales; Herpotrichiellaceae. The coding region runs from base 1 to 984 and encodes 327 amino acids. The transcript is spliced from 2 exons.